This is a messenger RNA of Tinamus guttatus (white-throated tinamou), 1271 nucleotides long. The record is from RefSeq and is a predicted model, not a curated record. NCBI's taxonomy places the organism in Eukaryota, Metazoa, Chordata, Aves, Tinamiformes, Tinamidae.
UGAUUUACAGAAGAAGAUACAGAGCUUAAAAGAGAGGGAAGCAGGAAUAAAUUUGCCUUGUGAGAUCUGUGAGAAUGUCUGGAAAACCAGUUUGUCUUGCUGAUUAUGAAGAGUAUGCUAAAAAAUUUCUUCCAAAAUCUGUGUAUGAUUAUUACCGAUCGGGAGCAGAUGAUCAAGAAACGUUAGCAGAUAACAUAGCUGCAUUUUCAAGAUGGAAGCUGUACCCCCGGAUACUCAGGGACGUGUCUGUGAUAGACCUGUCCACCUCUGUGUUGGGGCAGAAGAUCAGCAUGCCGGUGUGCGCCGCAGCGACCGCCAUGCAGCGCCUGGCUCACGCCGACGGCGAGACGGCCACCGCGCGGGCUUGCCAGGCGGUGGGGACAGGGAUGAUGCUGAGCUCCUGGGCCACCUCCUCCAUUGAAGAGGUUGCUGCAGCGGCUCCCGAUGGCCUUCACUGGCUGCAGCUCUACAUAUACAAGGACCGGGAGGUCACCAAAUCCCUAGUGAGGCGUGCGGAGAGAGCCGGCUACAAAGGGAUCUUCGUGACAGUGGACACGCCGUUCCUUGGCAGGCGCAUUGACGACGUGCGCAACAAGUUCCAGCUUCCUCCACACCUCAGAUUGAAAAACUUUUCAAGUGAUGAUUUGGCCUUCUCUUCUGGGAAAGACUUCGGAGAAAAUAGCGGCCUGGCUGCGUACGUAGCCGAUGCAAUUGAUGCCAGCAUCAAGUGGGAGGACAUUAAAUGGCUUCGAGGCCUGACGUCGCUGCCCAUCGUUGCCAAAGGAAUCCUCAGAGGUGCGUCCCGCCGCGCCGGGGGCACCAGGGGUGGCAGCCUGAUUCUGGUGUCAAAUCACGGAGCAAGACAGUUGGAUGGGGUCCCUGCAACUAUUGAUGUCUUGCCUGAAAUCGUUGAGGCUGUGGGGGGCAAGGUGGAGGUGUUCCUCGAUGGUGGUGUGAGAAAAGGCACAGACGUUCUCAAAGCAUUAGCUCUUGGAGCCAAAGCAGUAUUCAUCGGGAGGCCUCUCAUCUGGGGCUUGGUUUAUCAAGGGAAAGAAGGAGCACAGGAGGUUCUGCAGAUGCUGAAGGAAGAGUUUCGCCUGGCAAUGGCCCUCACAGGUGAGACAUCUACACUUGCCAGUCCUUAUGUGGACUCAUCAAGGUCCUUACGUGGACCUAUCAAGGUCCUGAAUGUGCUUGCAGCCUCUUCUUGCAAGCGAACGUACGAAGCUGGGUAUCAGGGCGCCGAAGGCCAGGCACAGAGGGUCUGCUAA